Messenger RNA from Sinocyclocheilus anshuiensis, 1855 nucleotides. Its product is annotated as protein OSCP1-like. The coding region runs from base 321 to 1502 and encodes 393 amino acids. Gene Ontology annotation, biological process: transport. The transcript has 11 exons. The record is from RefSeq and is a predicted model, not a curated record. NCBI's taxonomy places the organism in Eukaryota, Metazoa, Chordata, Actinopteri, Cypriniformes, Cyprinidae. Gene Ontology annotation, cellular component: cytoplasm; plasma membrane.
GUUGAUUCUAAUUAUUUAUUUUGUUUUGUUUCACAAACGACCAUACAAAUUAUGUAACUACUUUCACGUCAACACGUAAAAUAUAUAAUCGUACAAAUGUUGGUUGCGUUAACGUUACCUGAUUUUCAUGGCGAGACGUAUUGCAUCAUCGUAGCGCAGCAGUACGAGCGCCUCUGAUUGGCUGUUGUUGGCGGUGACCUGGCAACCGAGAGAGAGCUUACAGACGCUUAUUUAUUCCGCAGGAUCUUCAGAGAGCGCAGAUCGCCUCUUUUUGUGAUUGCGUACCGAUACUAGCUGCUCUUCAUCCAUCUCCAGAGAGGAUGUCGACGCGAACCCUGCCUCUGCUCUUCAUUAAUCUGGGUGGAGAAAUGCUCUACAUCCUGGAUCAGCGCCUGCGGGCUCAGAAUAUCCCAGUAGAUAAAGCGAAGAAAGCAACUGUAGCAGAUUGGCUAGAGGAGGACAGAAAAAGAGUUAUGAAUGAUAUCAUUACCACCAUGUUCAAUAAGAAGUUCCUGGAUGAGCUGUUCAAACCACAGGAGCUGUACUCCAAGAAGGCCCUGAGGACAGUGUUCGACCGACUGGCUCAUGCCUCCAUCAUGAGACUCAACCAAGCUAGUAUGGACAAGCUCUAUGAUUUGAUGACCAUGGCAUUCAAGUAUCAAGUCCUGCUGUGUCCUCGCCCUAAAGACAUCCUCCUUGUGUCCUUCAACCAUAUGGAUGCCAUCAGGGACUUUGUGAAAGACGCUCCCAGCAUCCUCAGCCAAGUGGAUGAAACAAACAAGCAACUCAUAGAGAUAUAUACCCCUUUAUCUGGUGGAGAGUUUCAACUAAUUAGACAAACACUCCUCAUCUUCUUUCAAGAUAUGCAUAUUAGAGUAUCAAUUUUCCUGAAAGACAAAGUACAGAACUCCAAUGGGCGAUUUGUUCUCCCCACAUCAGGCCCUGUUCCGUAUGGGACGCACAUCCCAGGACUCAUAAGGAUGUUCAGCUGUAGUGGUGAGGAGGUGAGAAGGAUGCAGUUCCGGGACGGUGGCAAUUACAGCGCCGCUCUCCGUGAGGGUGCUUUUGAAAUGUAUGGUGAUCGAGUAAUCAAACUGGGUACAAACAUGUACAGUGUGAGCCGCCCUGUUGAGACACACAUGUCUGGAACCUCCAAAAUCUCCUCACAGCACACCAAGGUCAACACAACUCUGAAUCCUUUGGCAAAAGAAGAGCUGAACCUGCUUGCUAGACUAAUGGGAGGUCUGGAGGUGCAGAAAUCAACUAAUACUGACUCUGGCUUCCGUGUGAACCUUUUUGCCACUGACGAGGAGGAAGAGGAAGCUUUAAUAUCAAGACCGGAUGAGCUUUCCUAUGAAGUUAUUAAUAUCCAGGCAACAAAGGACAAACAGACCAAUGCAGAGCUGGCUAAGAUCAUGGGGGAGUUUGGAGAGACGGGAGAACCCGCCCCCAGUUCCAGCAGCAAGGGUGAUGACCUCCUGGCCAUGAUGGAUGGACUGUGACUUUAACUUGAUGUUCCCUUUGAGUGAGCAGAGUGACUGAGCUGUUAAGCAGGAUAAAGUGCUACAAUGUCUUACUCCGCAAAGAGGCCUUUUGUCUGGAGCUACAGUGACAACCGUAUAUAUUUAGAACGACAGCUAAGCUCAAUGAGAAAUUCUCUCUUUGAGAAUUUCACACAAUUUUUGUCUCCUGCCACCCACCGAAUGUGAGAAAUGCAAAUAGCAGGUGUAGAAAUGUAAUAUGCGUCUUGCUGUGGGACCAUAUUCACUUUUUCAUAUCCGUUCCGUUAAGUUAGUUUGGACCUACUGAGGCGGCACAGUCCAUAUCAUCACAUGGUUUGAUAUCAGUCUUCACA